This is a messenger RNA of Ficedula albicollis (Collared flycatcher), 6915 nucleotides long. RefSeq names its product coiled-coil domain containing 186 (gene CCDC186). The record is from RefSeq and is a predicted model, not a curated record. Gene Ontology annotation, cellular component: trans-Golgi network. Gene Ontology annotation, biological process: vesicle cytoskeletal trafficking. Bases 313 to 3138 code for a protein of 941 amino acids. Gene Ontology annotation, molecular function: small GTPase binding. Lineage: Eukaryota; Metazoa; Chordata; Aves; Passeriformes; Muscicapidae. The transcript is spliced from 16 exons.
UGCCAGUUGUAGCCCAGCUGUAGUUUUCGGGUCCUUUUGGGAGGCAUUUUGUGGGAUGGUAUUUCCUGGUAGAAAGAGCUGGGCUGGAGCUGCUUUCUGUGCCUAGCAGUGAAGGGUGACAGUGGUGGAAGUUGGUGACAGGUAUAAUGGGAUUCAUAAACUCCUCUGUUAUAACAGUGUGAGCCUCAGUAGGAAGUGUUGGUUAAUAAGGCAGCACUCUGGGGGAGUGGAGUGAAGCCAAGCAGCACAAAGGGAUUUCCUUACAGGCUGAGGCAGAGGGAGGAGCAUGGAGCAAGUACCUGAGUGGCUCAGAUGGUGUGGCUGUGUAAGGGAGAGCUGAACAAGUCAGAAAGCAAGGAUGGAAACAAGCUUGAUAUGACAAAUUUCCAAAGAAAGAUUAUGGAGGAAUAUUCACCAGAAAUGCAGAGCACACUGGAGCCAACCAAUCUGUCAGAUGAUGCCUCUUAUAAGUCCCCAGAUAAUGAGAAGGCUGAUAAAACAUGUGGAAUGGAGGAGUGUCCAAGCAUCAAUUGCUCUGAAGGUGAUGCCAGUGUCUUGGAAAGGGAAUUGAGCUCAUUGCCCUCAGAUCAGGAUGCAGCAGCUGUUGGCAUCAGCAGCAGUGGGGCCCCAGCAGAAGGACAGCAGCAGUGUGGAGAGGCAGACUCCUCUGCCAAUGCCCACUGUGAAAGAAAGGCAGAAGGCUCCACAAAACCAGAACAUCUACCUAGUGAAGAACUUGAACAACAGGAUCCAAAAACUAACCAGACAGAACAAUCAUUAAUGGAAAUAUUACAGGAUCUAAGGGAGGACUCUGACUUUGUGAAAAAAUCAAGUGAUAAAAUCUAUUCAGAAAGCCCUUACGACACGGACUGCACAAAGAAGCUUAUUUCCACAAUACAUCAGACUUCCUCACAGGAGGAUUUGCUAAAGGAGAUAGAGUCUGAACUCUUAUCCACAGAUUUUUCGAAGGAACCAAAGCUCCCCAAUGGUGUGCAGAAGGGUGAACGUGCCUUGGCUGUGUUUGAAAAAUGUGUACAAGAUAAAUACCUGCAGCAAGAGCAAACUAUUACAAAAUUGAUUAAAGAAAAUAAAAAGCAUCAAGAACUGAUUUUGGAAAUUUGUUCAGAAAAGGACAACUUAAAAGAUGAAUUGAAAAAACGAACAGAAACAGAAAAGCAGCACCUCAGCAUUAUUAAACAGCUGGAAGCAAGAAUAGAAGAGCUUAAUAAAGAAGUGAAAGCUGGCAAAGACAGACUUGCAACUCAAGAUGCAGCAGCCAAAAAUACUAUUCAGCAGUUGCAUAAAGAGAUGGCCUUUCGAAUGGAACAGGCAAACAAGAAAUGUGAGGAGGCUCGCCACGAGAAGGAGACGAUGGUGAUGAAAUACGUCCGGGGGGAGAAGGAGUCCCUCGACCUCCGAAAGGAAAAGGAGCUCCUUGAGAGGAGACUCAGAGAUGCAAACAAAGAAAUAGAAAAGCUUACAAAUAAAAUCAAGCAACUUUCUCAGGAAAAAGGAAGAUUGCACCAGCUCUAUGAAGCUAAGGAUGGUGAAGCCACUCGACUCAACAGAGAAAUAGAAAAAUUGAAAGAAGAAAUCAAUUCUCAUGUUAUCAAAGUAAAAUGGGCUCAGAACAAAUUGAAAACAGAAAUGGAUUCACACAAGGAAACCAAAGAGCGCCUCAAAGAUGCAAUGACAAAAUUAACUGAAGCAAAAGAAGAAGGAGAUCAGAUAAGGAAAAACUGCCAAGAAAUGAUAAAAUCCUAUCAAGAGUCAGAAGAAAUCAAAUCAAAUGAAUUGGAUGCAAAAUUCCGAGUAACUAAAGGAGAACUAGAGAAACAAAUUCAGGAGAAGUCUGAUCACCUGGAGGUACAUCAUGCAAAAAUAAAAGAACUGGAAGACUUGAAGAGAACAUUUAAGGAAGGCAUGGAUGAGCUUCGAACACUGAGAACAAAGGUAAAGUGUCUAGAGGAUGAGCGUUUAAGAACAGAAGAUGAAUUAUCCAAGUAUAAAGAAAUAAUAAAUAGACAGAAAAGUGAAAUUCAGAAUUUGCUGGACAGAGUCAAAACUGUAGAUCAGCUGCAGGAUCAACAUCAGAGAGAUGAACAAGAAAUCAAUACUUUAAAGGAAGAAAUAGAUGGUUUCAAUUCUCUGGUUGCUGAUCUUCAGAAGGACAUUGAAGGUAGUCGGAAAAGAGAAUCUGAGCUAUUGAUAUUCACUGAGAAAUUAACCAGUAAGAAUGCACAGCUUCAGUCUGAAAACAAUUCCUUACAGAGCCAGUUGGAUAAGCUUUCUUACAGUGAAAGAGAGCUGCAGAAUCAGCUGGAGUGUGUUCAACAGACUAAAGAUGAUCUGGCUACCAAGUUACAGAAGGAGGAGGAUCAGCGAAAGUCAGAGGUGGAGGCCCUGCAGGCUCAGCUUGCCUCAGAGCAGGAAGAGGUGGCAGCGCUGAAGACCCGUGUGGAUGAGCUGAGGGAUGACCUGGCUACCCAGAAACGCAAGCACGCAGCAAACCUGAAAGACCUCACAAAACAGCUUCAGCUAGCACGGAGGAAAUUGGAUCAGGUGGAAAAUGGUAAUUAUGACAAAGAAGUCAGCAGCAUGGGGAGCCGUUCCAGUUCAUCAGGGUCCCUGAACGCGCGGAGCAGCAACGAGGAUCGGUCACCUGAGAACUCUGGCUCUGCAGUGGCUGUGGACAGCUUCCCUGAGGUGGACAAAGCUGUCUUGGUUGAAAGAAUACUGAGGCUUCAGAAGGCACAUGCUCGAAAAAAUGAGAAGAUGGAGUUUAUGGAGGAUCACAUUAAACAGCUGGUGGAGGAAAUCAGGAAAAAAACAAAAAUUAUUCAGAGUUACAUUUUGCGGGAAGAAGCUGGAACACUGUCAUCAGAGGCCUCUGACUUCAACAAAGUACACUUGAGCAGGCGUGGUGGGAUUAUGGCAUCUCUGUACACAUCUCACCCUGCAGACAGUGGGCUCACAUUGGAACUGUCCUUGGAGAUAAACAGGAAGCUUCAGGCUGUGUUAGAAGAUACAUUAUUGAAGAAUAUUACAUUGAAAGAAAACCUGCAAACUCUAGGAACAGAAAUAGAACGGCUUAUUAAACACAAGCAUGAACUGGAACAGAGAAUAAAGCAGACAUAACUAGAACUUCUGGGGACUAACCAAUGUGAAGAUGCAGAAAAGGCAGGUGCUACAAACCACUGUGUUUUACAUUCUGCCUGCCAACACAAGCAUCUGGUUUUUUGCAAAAGAAGCCUUUGACCACACAGGCUCACUCGUGUGAGAAAUCAACAGGGUUUGGCAUCCGUGUGGUUCUGUCUACCCAGGACCAGCCUGAGGCACUGCUGAAAUUCACUGCACACUACAUUUAUCUGAGACUUCUAUUUCAAAUACAGAUGCUUUCCAGUGCAGACUGUUUGGAGUGAUUUGCCAUGAGAUUCUAAUUUCUGCACUGUGUAAUUAAUCAGUCUCUUAAUGAUGGAGCUUGAAAAAGAAAUAAAGCCAAUUAUGUCUUAGUUGCUGUUUGAACAUAUCCAGUGUUACUGAGCUUUAAGGGCUUUCAGACUUUUAUUUCCUUUUUUGCAUAUUAUUUCUAAUCUUUGGGUUGACUAAGCAUUUUUGACAUAUGCAUGGAAUAAUGCUUUGUUACAAAAUUUUGAGUUUUGAGUGGUGGCCAUGAUAUUGCAUAUUUUCUGCUUUAGGUUAACAUUCAACUGGUCAAUUUCUUUAUUCCAGAGGAGUGAAACAACAGUGAAACUAAGGAAUUGGAAAGUGUUCUGAUUCAGUUCUUGAGUUCAUGUAGCUGAAACCAAUGUCAAAUCAGCAAAUCUUGUAAACCCUUGAUCCUUAGACAUGUGGAUCAAAAGAAGUCUGAUAUCAGAUAAUUGGUUAAUGAAGUUCUCUGGGCUUCUGUAUAACUUACAGCAUUUAAGGAGUUUAAGCUGCCCAUUGUAAAUCUAUGUAAGUACAUGUAAGCAUGGUGAUUGUAUCUGCUUUCAAAGACAAAUGGAAGCUAAUGAAAUUUUCUCAUUAGCUGUGGCUAGACCAACUAGUGACAGUAAUGGUAAGAAAUAAGAAAUAGUUCUAAUGUUUAAUCUAUUGUUGGACUGUAAAAGUGACACAGAAGUCUGUGCAACUCCUUGAUUUUACUGUUGUGAAGAAUUAGUUGGUCAAAAAUAAGUGAAAAUUUACUUAGUCCUUCAGUGGCUGAGAGGAUGAUGGAGGAAGAGUAUGAAGGUGACAAGAUUUGGGUUAGUCACAACAUCAUGUUCACAUUUUAAUUCCAGGAUAAGUAAUACACAGGAUCUGAAAUAUCUUUAUUCCAGCAGUAAAUGUGUAGUUUCUGUAUCUGUCACCUUUUGACCAAAAUCAAUUGAUCAGAUCACCAUGUAAAUACAUACUUCAGGAUUUUAUUAAAUACUUGAACUUCCUAUUGCCAUGAAAAAAGAGUCAAUGUACAUUUACAAUAGCAGUGCUUUAGCUACUUUAAUCAAAAAGGGGGGUGUGGGGAGGAUCUGUCUUACUGCAGGUACUGUUUGCAUUGUACACAAAGCGAGGGAGCUGAAUUUGGCAGCACAGAGGAGGAUAAUUGAUCAGACAUCUGGGUGAUGUUGGGGUGUGGACUCCAUUUUCAGAUGCCACUGAGUUGCCUGAACUUUGUAAUAAAACAAAUUGAGCAAAAGAGCCUAAUUGGGUUUGAAUAGUUUGGUUCAAGACAGUGAAUCCUUGUUAGUUUAAAGGUAGGCAUCUCUGAAAGUCCUUGUGGGAUCAAGACUUGGUUUGUGGUCCAGAGAGCUUCAAGAGUCUGGGAUGGCAGGUCCCUCCAGUGUCAAAGGAUUAAAGUAUUCCUUUGGAAAGGUAAAAUUGGGAGCAAAUUGCUUAAAACCUGAGCAAGCAUUUUACAGAAACUGGGUGGGUUUUUAUACAUCUAUUUUUCUAAUUCCUGAGAGCACUGGUUAUCUGAAAUGUUAGGACAUUUGGGCCAGUCCAGUUAUGGGAGGUCUUCUGCUUCACUGUUGUUUAAGUGAUGUGAAGAGGAAAAUACCUGGCUCUGCUGAAACAGAUUUGUCACAGCUUCCAGGAAGCAAGCAGACAGUUGUUCAUGACUGAGCUUGGAUCUUCUGCUGAGAGAAAGUACUUUAGAACAAUUUGCAUGCUAAAACAUAGCUUAGCUCUUGUAUGUUUGUGUUUUCAUGCUUUAAUGUACCAGAUCUCUGGGUGUUUUCAGGCCUUCAGCUGAAUGACUCCAGUAUUUUAGAUACCAUGUUAAUAUUGUAAUCUUUUAAUGUAUGUUCUCCAGUGUACAGUGUGAAUGAAGGAGGGGUGUGGUGCAGAUGGAAUCAGUGCAAUGGCUUUGUGGAAAUUCUGAUUUCUUUUUGGCAUGGUUGUUUCUCCUUUUAAGUUGAAAAAACCUAGUUAGCUGUCCUCCUGCCCUGCUGGAAAUGCUGCUUGCUCUUUGUAGCACUAAUAACUUCUCAGACUUUUUUUUUUCCCCUUGGUUAUGGAGACACAUGAAGCAGCCAAAAUACCACGUUGUUCAUUGUGCACGGUGUUUUCAUGGACCAAAGCUGUCAUCCACAGGUGUUAUUUAAACAUAUCUGUUAGAGAUGGAAAAGUUAUUCUGGCUUGCACAUUGGCAAGUGACUCUCCAGUCAGCCUGGGGUGUGAUGAGUACCUGAUGGGGUCAGCCAGCAACUUGGCAUAAGGAUGUUCCUCCUUUUUGAGAGGCAGUGAUGUGUCAGCCAUGAGAUGUUGCUGGUCCUGUUUCCAUGGGGUGGCUUGUCAGGAGUGUGAUGCUGCUGGUGCAGUACCAAGAACACUUUCUAUGGAAAGGUCUUUCUUUCUGUGGGGUGGCUCACACAGGUGAGCACCAGCCCAGUGCAGGGUGGGUGUGAGGCUUGUGUAGCAAUCUCAUCCCACCCUAUCCUUGUUUUGGAAAUUGUAUUAUGAACCUGAGACUGAAAACUGUCCUCAGAUAAACUGAAUUUUAGAGAGAAACUGGUAAAUUCAUAAACUAAUCAUGAAGGCAGCCUGGAGCAUGUAGCUACAUGCCUGUCACUGAAAUUCAGUGUCCAUUAGACUUGUAAUUGCCACAGGCUGCUUUUGACAAUUCCAAGCUUGUGGCUGGUUGUGUCUUACAACUUAAACAUCUGUUUCUUACGUACUCAGGGUGCUCUUUUAAUUCAAACAUCACACAAACAGGUGUUGUUAGAGGCCCUACAAGAAAGCUGCCUAUGCUUUUCCACCCUCUGUAAAAUCCAGCACUGUCAGAAGCCAGACCCUCUGACCUGAAGAAUACCAUUUUAUGCUGUAGAAAUCACUGGCUUGCUGCCAUACAGACUUGUGCAAUAUUUUUUAAUUAUAGUGUCCAGAAAACUGGAGAUGGAUUUCUUCCUUGAAUGUUUUCUCAUUAUCUUCACUUGUUGCUGGCAACACCUGUAGUAUCUCUCUUAAAAUAUUGUUAAUUGCAAUGUUUUAGUUCAUAACUAAAAAAGAAAAAUUUAAAAAUUGUAUGUCUGGCUUCCAGUGCAUCGAGUGUAAAGCUGAGUGUCCUCAUGCUGCAGUGACCUGGAUCUUGGGAGGGGUUCAGAGGGCAAGGCCUGUCCCAGGGGCCUUAACCCUUCCUGUGCCAGUCACUGUGACAGUGAACACCAGCAGCAGGUGGCACAAGGAAUCAGGUGUACCCUGCCUCACCUGUCCUGGGACAGGUGGCUGUGUUGCAGAGGGAGCUGGCUGGUACUUAGAGCUUUUCCAAGAUGGAUGGGUGUUUCCUUCCCAUUUUCAUGUUCUGAAACUGUUGAUUCUUCCAGUCUAUGUUGUGUAAGUCCCAUACACAGAAUGUCUGAUUUAAUUUUGUAGAUACCUGUUUCUGUAUAAAGUUCUCAAAGGUAUUGCUAUACCUUAUGUAUAUACUGUACU